AUCUCAGUAUCAUUGAUAUAAUAAACUGUAACUUUUUAUGCUGUAUCCAGACUUCAGUUUCACGAGAAUUACGGUUAUUAAAUAAAUGCGUGCAAUUAUAAGUGUUAAUUAGUUAAUAUGUAUUCUCCUUUUUUUGAAUAGUUGUUUAUUGGAUAUGUCUUAAUUUCUUACAUUUUUAGGCUUAUUCCAUUUAAUUCGUUAUUCGUAUAUAUUCUUUAGCGCUGAAAAACGUUUAAACUAUGAAUCAGGGAACUGACAAGUUGCUUCAGUACCUAAGUGAAGUAGAGGAAGUAGCAGAAGAUAUUCUGACUGAUAAAAAUCAACUAGUUGACCUAGAUAGGAAGAGAAAUAAGAACAGAGAAGCUCUGAGAGCACUAGAUAAAGAAAUUAAGGCUGACCAAAUGCCCAAAAAAUCUUUGGUUUGUUUUGGAAAUAUGUUCAUCAAGUUUCCUAAAGAGACAGCCAAAAAGUUAAUUACUGAUGACCAAGCAAAGUUAGAGAAAGAAGUCACAAACCUUCGAAAUGGAUUGAAACAUAAAAUUAGCAAGUUAAGAGAGUUAGAAGGAAAAUCAGAACUUAGUGGAUUCAGUCUUCAGCCUCUUUCCAGAGAAGAAAUGUGUGCAGUGGAACAAUUUAUGAAACCUUGUAGAUAAAAGAAGCCAUUAUAAAUACUUUAUUGUGAUUAAAAACUUUAUGCUGCAACUCUAUAGAGACUGAAGAUUAUCUGGUUACAUCUUUUUAAAAGUUUAAGUAUAAAUUUGAUGGAGAUAUAUCAUUGGCAAUACUGUAAGAUAAUAAAGACAGAUUCAGAUUACAA
This is a messenger RNA of Limulus polyphemus (Atlantic horseshoe crab), 817 nucleotides long. RefSeq names its product p53 and DNA damage-regulated protein 1-like (gene Pdrg1). Bases 240 to 653 code for a protein of 137 amino acids. The record is from RefSeq and is a predicted model, not a curated record. The transcript has 4 exons. NCBI's taxonomy places the organism in Eukaryota, Metazoa, Arthropoda, Merostomata, Xiphosura, Limulidae.